CGGAAAGACAACAACUUCUGUCAGCUGUUGCCCUUACUCUCUUAAGGCAGUCUGUAAUAGUUUGGCUUUCGCCUCGCUACUUUCUGUGCUUUCUCUCUCAGCCUGAAUUUGAAUGUCAGGGAACCGGCGUGUGGACGAAAUGUUCGCACUGGCAGAUAUAUUAUUGGUUCAGAGCCGCUCAUAAGGAUUUUGUGACUGACUGCCUGACCUGCCAAACGGUGACAGACAUGGCAGCCAAUGGAGCAAGCUGUGAGCAGCCUCAGAAACGCGUAGGAGCUAAAGACAAACUGAAUGGCAAAUCUGCAGACUUGUUGUUAAGAGAGAGGAGACAGAAAGAUAAGGAGGAGCGUCUGUCUCUGGUAUUGUGGAGGAGACCUGUCACCACUCUGCAUUACUUUCUCCUGGAGACCCUCCUUAAGCUAAAGGAGUGGACGUUUCAGCUUUGGCAGCGACGAGGCACGGUGUUCCUGUGUUUGGUGCUAUGUUCUCUCUUCUCCAUCGCUUAUUCAGCUGAGGGAGAACACCAGCAAUAUGUUCAGUACCUGGAAAAGAAGUUCCUAUGGUGUGCCUACUGGGUAGGCCUUGGAAUCUUGUCCUCAGUAGGCCUUGGAACUGGUCUACACACCUUCCUUCUUUAUCUGGGCCCUCACAUAGCUUCAGUAACCCUGGCAGCAUACGAGUGUGGGUCAACAGAUUUCCCAGAGCCUCCCUACCCAGACCAGAUUGUUUGCCCCCAAGAUGGAGAACUGGAGGGCACCAUCUCCAUCUUCUCAAUCAUGUCAAAGGUCCGACUGGAGGCCUGUAUGUGGGGUGCCGGCACUGCCAUCGGAGAGCUGCCUCCUUAUUUCAUGGCCAGAGCAGCUCGUCAGUCGGGAGCUGAUCCAGACGACGAGGACUACGAGGAAUUUGAGGAGAUGCUUGAGCAGGCCGAGGGUGCUCAGGACUUUGUUACAAGAGCAAAGCUGGGAGUGCAGCACAUGGUGCAGAAAGUGGGAUUCUUUGGCAUCUUGGCUUGUGCCUCAAUUCCUAAUCCUCUCUUUGACCUGGCUGGAAUAACUUGCGGACAUUUCCUGGUUCCUUUCUGGACCUUCUUUGGAGCAACUCUGAUUGGGAAAGCGAUCAUCAAGAUGCACAUACAGAAACUUUUCGUUAUCAUCACCUUUAGCAAGCACAUAGUGGAGCAAAUGGUGUCACUCAUUGGGUCGGUGCCCAAACUAGGACCAUCUCUGCAGAAGCCCUUCAGGCAAUACCUGGAAGCACAAAGGAACAAGCUGCACCAUGCUGGAGGAAGUGCACCAGCGAAUGAGAACUGGCUGUCGUGGGUGUUUGAGAAGGUGGUGCUGGUCAUGGUCUGCUACUUUGUCAUCUCCAUUGUCAACUCCAUGGCUCAGAGCUACGCCAAGCGGCUGCAGCAGCUGAGGCACUCGGAGGAGAAAACCAAGUGAUGGCGAAACAAAGCGGUACAAACAUCCCAGCGACUGUAUUUGUGCUGCCGCCGAGAGCUCCACACUCAGCCACAGCCACUUACGACUUAACAAACCUCACCCUCAUCCAUUCUCAAAGAGGCUGAACGCUCAAGAAACCAGGCAUUAUUUGUUGGUGUGUCUGUGUGCGUGCGCUUUUUGAGGAUGCAUGUGCUGUUUAUCGUUUUCUCCUUCAGGUUUUGUAGUUGUUCCUCAUCUCACUCUCUAAGUGUGUCUAGUGUGACUGGUUCUACUGCUGAUCUUAACAAGUUACUUUAAAUUAACCCAUUCAUUGACCUCAGAAGUAAAGCAGCGGUUUGGUGGUUGCUGCUGUGUAAGGGCAGUGCCCAUCAGAUGCUAUGCCUUAUGCAAGACGGGAAGGUCUGACCUCCCUUGAAUAUAGCUCUUUACUUAUAGACUUGAUUUUUAUUUAAUUUUGUAACAUUUAUGUAUGGAAGAAUCUUCAUUUGUCUGUACAGCGUGCUGCCAAGAUAACUGCUGUGGAUGCCGUUUCUUUUCAGGGUUUAAUUGUCCUUAUGGUUUUUGUCCUGUAAGACCAAUUUGUCUUUUGUUUCUGGAAUUGUCUAUUUAAAAAUGGCAAGAGGCAAAAAAAAAAAAAAAAGCAAUAUCAACUUAAAACGGUGUGGUGUUGAUGGUUUGCACACUGUGUAAAUAUCUUACUAUCUUUUUGACAGUAUGUUCAGAUGUGUUUCUAUUCUAUGGUCUGUGUGAACAUGAGUCAACUUGAACCAAAACCCAAAAGAAAAGGUGAUAUCAUUUGUAAAGUGACAGUGUACUCUCAGCUAACUAGUACCAUUUCUAUUCUGUACAUUUGACUUGAACGUGGGAUCGGAUCAUACAUAAAACAUGGAAAUCGUGGCACUUCUU
Molecule: messenger RNA, 2351 nt
Organism: Archocentrus centrarchus (flier cichlid)
Lineage: Eukaryota; Metazoa; Chordata; Actinopteri; Cichliformes; Cichlidae
Gene: vmp1
Product: vacuole membrane protein 1
Exons: 12
Coding region: 228-1445 (405 amino acids)
Source: RefSeq, a predicted model, not a curated record